Molecule: messenger RNA, 1970 nt
Organism: Hemibagrus wyckioides
Lineage: Eukaryota; Metazoa; Chordata; Actinopteri; Siluriformes; Bagridae
Product: butyrophilin subfamily 1 member A1-like
Exons: 8
Coding region: 532-1917 (461 amino acids)
Molecular function (GO): protein binding
Source: RefSeq, a predicted model, not a curated record
UUUUAGCAUUAUCAUCAGAUUGUAGGCCGGUAUGAUAAAGGGGAAAACAUUAUAGACGAUUAUUUUCGGCGUGAUUUCACAAAUAAAGAAAUCAUGAUUUUUAUGUCGCACAAUAUAAAACUUUAAGAUAGUCUGUGCUUAAAAUGCAACAACAUAUACUGCAAAAUGCCUUCCUUUGUCCCUGUGUCCUGUCCUUACGUUUUAUUCCAGGACAUGGAUUUAGUUAUUGGUUUGUUGUUGUUUUUUCUGAUGGGAAGAUGAAGGGGGGAGUAAAUCUGCAAAAUGACUGACUUGUCUUAAGUUUUGUACUUUAUUUGCACAAGUAAGAAUUUGCAUAAGUAAAAAAAAUAUUUAGAUUUGGGUCAUUGCGUUAUGCGGCAAAGAGAGUUACUUCAAAGAGACUCCUUUACUUAUUAAGAAGCUUCUGUAGAAUAAAAGGGUGUGGCUAAGGACUGUUUAUGUGCGCUGCAAAAACGAAACUGAAUGUAUGGACAAGGAGGCUUUUAGCAUCUUCUUAAUCUGAAAAAAAAAAUGAGGAUGAUGAUUUUGUGUGUGAUACUCCUGAUUCUCUUCAGCAUGGACUCUCAAUCAGAGCAUUUACAAGAGGUUGGUCUAGACGCACCUCUUGCUGCUGUAGCUGGUGAAGAUCUGGUUCUGCCAUGUUUUAUCAAACACCGCACCAGUGCUGUGGACAUGACAGUAGAAUGGUUCAAACUAUAUGUAAAGGACUCGUUAGUGCAUCUCUAUAGGGAUCAUGAAGACAGAUAUGAAAAUCAGGCUCAGUCCUACAGAGGAAGAACAACACUGUUUAAAGAGGAGCUACAGAAAGGCAAUGCUUCACUCAAACUCUCAGAUAUCAGAGUCUCUGAUGAAGGAUCUUACAAGUGUCUUGUUGAGGACAAAUCCUGGUCUGAUGACAUCACUGUGAACGUCACUGUAGAGGCUCUGGGAAGCCGCCCAGUGAUCAGGAUGGAGAGUUAUGAUAACUCUGGAGGGAUUAAUCUAGUGUGUGAGUCCAAAGGCUGGAAACCUGAACCUGAGGUUCUGUGGCUGGACAGAGAAGGAGCCACUCUGCCUGCUGAAGAUACACAGAUACACAGAGACAAUGAGGGCUUCAGUGUGAAACGUCGCAUCACUGUUUAUGAUUCUAGCGACUCCAAUAGGUUUUACUGCAGACUCCUUCAAAAACAUCACAUGAUGGAGGCAGAGGUUAUCAUUAAUAGUAAAAUCUUUGACGCUUGGAAGUGGGUUGUCGGCGUUUUAGUUUCAUUAUUCCCUUUUGCUGUUGGAUUGAUUACAACUGCAUUCAUUUGUCACAAGAAAGAGGUUGGAAAGGAGCAGCAGUACAGAGAUAUUGUGAAGAAAAAGCUAUAUGCAGUGGAUGUGACUCUGGAUCCUGAUACAGCUCAUCCCAGACUCAUCCUGUCUGAUGAUGGAAAAGAAGUGACCUGUGGAGAUCAGCAGGAUCUCCCUGAUACGCCACAGAGGUUUUCAGAUCUCUGUGUUCUGGCAAAGCAGAUGUUCUCUUCAGGGAGAUUUUAUUACGAGGUCAAGGUCAGAGGGAAAGCUGAGUGGAUAUUAGGGGUCGCUAGAGAAAACAUUUCCAGGAAGGUGAAGAUUACACUGAAUCCUCAUAAUGGAUUGUGGACUAUGGCUCUGUGGAAUGAGAAUUAUUAUGAGGCUCAUGCGAAUCCCAUUGUCCCUCUCACACUGAGAGAGAAGCUGGAGGUGGUGGGGGUGUUUGUGGAUUAUGAGGAGGGUCUGGUCUCCUUUUAUGAUGUGAAGUCCAGCUCUCAUAUCUACUCUUUCACUGGUCAGUCUUUCAGUGAGAAACUCUACCCUUUCUUCAGUCCUCGAUCCAAUGAUGGAGGUAAAAAUGCAGCACCACUGAUCAUCUCUUCUAUAAUUAAAGACUGAAUGAUUUUUUCACCACACAAAUGUAAUAAUCUGUUAAAGGGUGAGAAUAAAAA